CUUUGCUAGUUUUCGAUUUUAGUAAAUCUUAUAUCCCUAACCGGAACUGUAAACAUCAAAACGAAUGCCGGAUAAACGUGAUUUUUGGUCGGUGUAUGAAAAUAUAAGUGACUUUAAAAUAUAUAAUACUGUUUGUCAUUCGCGUUAACAUGGAUCCUAGUUUUCUGGAUGUAGCAGCAAAUGAUUCCAUUCAACAAAACGAUAAUUGUAAGAUGGAAAAUUUAACACAAUCUUAUUUGGAGUUGAAAAAGAAAAUCUGCAAAACCCACGAAGUGAUUAAACAAUACAAUGAUAAACUCAAGGAAUGCGAGCGUUUGAAGUCAGAUUUGGAUGCAGCAACUAAACAAACAAGGAAAGUCACUUGUAAUUAUAACUCAUCAUUGGCCAAAGUUAUUAAAUUGGAACUUCAAAAUACAGAAUAUAAAAAAAAUAUUGAAACACUGACCGCAGAAGUAAAUGAUCAUAAAAUAAAAGCAGCUGCUGAUCACCAGCAUAUACAACAAUUGGUAUGUAAAAUAAAAGAUGUAGAAAGUCAUCACAAUGAUUUAAUUAUGCAGCAUGAUUUAAAGAAGUCUACCCUUGAAAUGAAAGUCAAAGAACUAGAUCAAGAAUUAAAAAAUGUGAAAAAGAUGUAUGACAUGAAAAUUAAAAAGAUGGAGAGAAAACCUACAACAGAAAACAAUAGUAUUCAUAAAAGUAACAGUAGCAUUAAUAACGAUAGCACUAUCAACAUUUGUAAUAAACCGAAAAUGAUAGAUGUUGGAACGGUUACAAUCCUCUCUAAGGAUGAAAUAAUACAGAAACCGCAAGUUACAAAUAAAUGUAUAAUAACAGACGAAUUUUAUAGUAUAAAAGACGAUAUGUAUCCUAUAUUUUGUGCUAAAUGCGAAGUUCGUAUAGAACCUACACCUUUAGAAAAGAUAUGUAAAAUCAUGACAGAGUCAUGUCCAAAGUUGGUAGAGCAGAUUCCAUCUCCUCCUAAGAAAAUGUUGCCUCCGCCAAUAUUACCUUCAUCAUCCAAUACAAUUACCGAACGCAGUGAAAGUGAAAGUUUGAUAGCCUUGCCGGAAACGCCACCGCCAUGUAUACCGAAUCAGAUCAAUCAUUCUGAAUUUAUUUCUCCCAAUCAUCUACCGCCGCAAGCAUCAGUGGAGUCAACACGUUCAAAUUACAGUAACUUUCCUCCGGCGCCUAGUUUUAUAAAUCCAACUUAUAUCGGAUCGACACCGGUUAAUUCUGUCUCGGUAGUGAAAAGUAGAACUAGUCAGAGUACUCAUUGCGAUGAGAUAUCAAUGGUCGCACCUUCACUGUCAAUUAUAUCCUCAUUGCAGAAGAGGGUUAAUGCGUUAGAGAAAAAGCUAAAAAAGAAACUGAACGAAAGGAAAGUAGAACAAAACAGUAACUGUUGUCAGCAUUCUAACCCGCAUUAUAUGUAUGAUAUUAACAAUUCGAUACAAGUGAAUUUUAUGCAACUUUGGCAAAGAAUAACCGAUUUAUACGACAGCAAAACGAAGCAACAACACAUUGUAAAUAAACGUAGGAAUAGAACUUGGAAUAAAUGUAAAUUAUCUCGACUGAAAUCUACCAAAAGACUGCAGGAUGCGCGUGCCGGAAACACAUGGAAAGUAGAGACUCUGACUAAAAAGGUUGAGCCGAGUUCUGUUAGAAAGAGGCCUAAGAAACGUAAAUACAGACAUUCUAUGCUUCUAAACAAACCCGAAGUUCCCAUCGAAAUUUCAGAAGAUUUAGAAGAACUGGAUAACGAUCCGGAUUCUAAUUCAUUCAGUGAUUCAUUUAAUGAUACUGCUGAUAUUGCGGUAGAUGCUAGUAUAAACUCUCAAAAUGAACCAUGUCUAGAAACGACUAGUUCAGCAUGUAACAAUGAUUUACAGAUGUUAACAUGCCCUCAAUCUAUGGACGUAGAUGAACCAGAGACUGUAGAUGCAGCGAAAAAUUCAGCUGAAUGUAAUAAAUCAGUGAAUGGUGAAACCGACUCAGGAAUAUUAUCAGAUUCUGUUGAAUCUAGUAAACUAGUGCAACUUGAAGCAGAUUUAGAUGUUUGUUUCGUUCCGAAGGAAAGUAAAAAUCUGGAGGAUCAGUCUUCCGAGAGUAGUGUACCGUGCUUCACCGAGAAUUCGAGUUCAACGAUAUUUGAAACGGCAGAGAAACCUUCUACGAAGAACUCGAAAUCAACGAUAUUUGAAUCCGUAGGAAAAUCUUCCACCGCGAACACUAAUUCAACGAUAUUUGAAUCCGUAGAAAAAUCUUCCACCAAGAACUCGAGUUCAACGAUAACUGAUUCGGCAGAAAAAAUCUCCUCUGAGAACUCGAAUUCAAAGAUAUCUAAAUUGGCAAAAAGAUCCUCUACCGGGAACUUAAAUUCAACGACGUCUGAGUUGGCAGAAAAAACCUCCACCCAAAACUCGAGUUCAAAGAUAUCUAAAUUGGCAAAAAAAUCCUCUACCGGGAGUUUGGCAGAAAAAACCUCCACUCAAAACUCGAAUUCAACGAUAACUGAUUCAGCAGAAAAAUAUUCUACCGAGAACUUGAAUUUAACGAGAUCUGAAUCGGCAGAAAAAAUCUCCUAUGAGAACCCGAGUCCAAAGAUAUCUAAAUUGACAAAAAAAUCCUCUACCGGGAACUUGAAUUCAACGAUGUCUAAAUUGGCAGAAAAAACCUCCACCCAAGACUCGAGUUCAACCAUAUCUGAAUUGGGAGAAAAAACCACCACCAAGAACUUGAAUUUAAUGAUGUCUGACUUGGCAGAAAAAUCCUCCACCGAUUACCUGAGUUCAAUGAUAUCUGAAUUCACAGAAAGAUCCCCCGCUGAGAACUUGAAUUCAAUGAUGUCUGAAUUGGCAGAAAAAUCCUUCACUGAGAACUCGAAUUUAAUGAUGUCUGAAUCGACAGGAAAAUCCUCCACCGAGAAAUUGAAUUCAACGAUGUCGGAACUGACAGAAAAAUCCCCCAUCGAGAAUUUGAAUUUAAUGAUGUCUGAUCUGGCAGAAAAAUGCUCCACUAAGAACUUGAAUUCAACGAUGUUUGAAUUGGCAGGAAGAUCCCCUACCAAAAACUUGAAUUUAAUGGAAUCUAAAUUCGCAGAAAAAUCCUCCAUUGAGGACUUGAAUUCUAUGAUGUCUGAAUUAACAGAAAAAUCCUCCACCAAGAAGUCGAAUUCAACGAUGUCUGAAUUAACAGAAAAAUCCUCCACCAAGAACUUGAAUUCAACGAUGUCUGAAUUGGCAGAAAAAUGCUCCACUAAUAACUUGAAUACAACGAUGUCUGAAUUGGCAGAAAGAUCCCCCAUCAGGAACUUGAAUUUAGUGAUAUCUAAAUUGGUAGAAAAAUCCUCCACCAAGAAGUCGAAUUCAACGAUGUCUGAAUUAACAGAAAGAUCCCCCAUCAAGAACUUGAAUUUAAUGAUAUCUAAAUUGGUAGAAAAAUCCUCCACCAAGAAGUCGAAUUCAACGAUGUCUGAUUUAACAGAAAAAUCCUCUACAAAGAAGUCGAAUUCAACGAUGUCUGAUUUAACAGAAAAAUCCUCCACAAAGAAGUCGAAUGUAAUGAUAUCUGAAUUGGCAGAAAAAUCCUCCACCGAGAAGUCGAAUGUAAUGAUGUCUGAACUGGCAGAAAAAUCCCCCGCCGAGAACUCGAAUUUAAUGAUGUCUGAACUGGCAGAAAAAUCCUCCACCGAGAACUCGAAUUUAAUGAUAUCCGAAUUGACUGAGAAAUCUUCCACCGAGAUGAUUACGCCUGACAUAGUAACAGAAGAAGUUACCGAGUUGGAAAUGUCAAGAACGACCGAAGAGACUGAUGAUGUAGAGAUCAUUGAUUCAGUUUCUGAAAUUAAAACACCUACCUCUAGAAACGUUAAUCCUACACGAAAAAGAAAGAUCAACGAGCUUCAAGAAACGAAGAAAUGCACUCGUCAACAAUUGUUGAAAAAGAUAAGAAAUUUGAGGAAGUGUAGUACUAUUCCAAAUACGCGUCCAAGUACUUCAAAUCACCACGAGAUAGGACAGAACCGGAAUAAAAGUUCUCACGCCUUGCAGGUCGAGGAUCAGUUGGAAAAGGAAGUUGAGGAUGUUAAGGAGGAUGAUUAUAUUCCUAAAAAGAAGCCUCGAAUUGCCCAUGUACCUAAAGCUACAGUAACAGAGCAAAACGUAUCAUUAAACAAUUGUGUACAGGCGACGGUAUGUGCAGAUGAAAAUUUGGCAAAUAAAAAAGAAAAUUUAGAAACUGUUGCCAAUAACCUUAUCGAUCCUAAUAGAAGCCCUAUAAUAAAACUGACUAAACUACCACUGAAGAACAGAAUCAAUUUGUACGAGCAACCUAUUACUCCGACAGUGGUAAAAGAGAGUAACCAGGAAUUAAAAGAUAAAUGUAACAAUAGCACUAAUAAACCAAACCUGACGCCAUUAAGCAUAGCGAGACCUGAUGUAGCACCUGUUGCAGAGACUAAUAAUGAUAAUAAAGUAUUGACAAGUGACACUGAGUGUGCACCUGAGUAUAAUUCUAAAGUGAAAGAUUUAUUUGGCGACGAUUCUGAUAGUUCUGAAGACUUUGAUUCCCCUCAAAGUCCUGAUGAUCCUUCUGGAGUAUCAGUGGAAGUUAACAGAACGGAUCCUAAAUUAACUGAAGAAUGUGAUUUUGAUUCUCCUCAAAGUCCUGAUGAUUCCUUUGGAAAAUCAGUGGAAGUUAACAAAACGGAUCCUAAAUUAACUGAGGAAUGUGAUUUUGAUUCCCCUCAAAGUCCUGAUGAUCCUUUUGGAAAAUCAGUGGAAGUUAACAAAAUGGAUCCUAAAUUAACCGAGGAAUGUGAUUUUGAUUCCCCUCAAAGUCCUGAUAAUCCUUUUGGAAAAUCAGUGGAAGUUAACAAAACAGACUCUAAAUUAACUGAAGAAUAUGGACAACUAAAAAGGAAAAACGAAACCAAUUUGUCAGGUUCGGACAAACCAGUUGUUAGUAUUCAUAACAUUAAAAACAAAGUCAAUAGUCAAGCGAAAUGCAAAAAAAAUGAUAAGUUCAAUGAACCGUCGACAGUGAACGUUAUAUUAACUAAUAAUUUACAGUCACAGCAUUGCCAGGAUAAUAAUAAUCAGUUUAGGAAAUCAACUAAUGUUAAACACAAGCUGACUGUACCUCGGAAAAAGGUUCAAAACGUCGUAAAUAAUGAUGAGUCAUUUAACUCCAACAAUUUGACUUCAAAUAACGUACAGCAAAGUAAGGUAAAUGAAAUGACCUGUACCACAGAAAGAAAAUUAAAUUCGCAACUUCCUAUCGAAAUACUGAAAGAAUUCAAUAAAAAUAGCACUAUAAAUAGAAAUUAUAAAAAGGAACUUGAACAAUUAGAAAAGAUCCGUUCGGAAGCAGAUAAGUCUGUAGUGAAGCAGCUGCAUAGAAUUAUACACAGUGAAUGGCAAGAUGCUCUGCAUUGGGAUGUAAUUGAAAAAUUGAAAAGUACUUACACUCCCCGUAUCAUAGCAAAAAAUAUUGUAGACUAUUUAAGCGUAACGCAAAAGGUGAACAAGAACCUGGACAAUACCUAUACACCACCUGCACCUUUAAUGACUAAAGUACAGCAAAGAAUUGUAGCAUUGUUAGCUGACUUAGAAGAAUCAUUUCCGAUUAUUCAACUGGUUCAAGGUGCCAUAGAAUAUAAGCUAUUUAAGUUCAACCAGCAAGUACAGAAAUCAGUUGUGGAAUUACUUGCUAGGGUGUAUAUUAUUCUAGCCAAAAUUAAGAAAGAUAGACAAAAAGUAAGGAUAUUCUGUUGCGAUGCUCUUUAUUGUAUGGGACUUUCGGGGAUACUUGUUUUGUAUACAGUAUUUACUUGUUGGCCAGAGUCAUUUCCAAAGAAUGAAACUAAUAACGAUCUACUACCGAAAUGUAUUGCUCAUCUUCUCUUGGCUCAACAAGCUGUUAACUACCCUAAGCUUUUCGCAUUGAAGAACUUGGUAACUCUAUACUAUAAGUAUCCAUCAGGAACCCUGUCUGCAAAUAUAUUGAAAGAACUUUUGACGGCACUUCAAGAAAAAUGUCACCCUGACGUCGAGGCGAGCAUUAAACUUUUAGCAAAGAAAGAAGGCAUGGAAUGGACGUACAAGAAUAUCAUUAAGGGAGCUUUGUUGCCCAUGAUUAUUAACGAAAAGCUUCCCGACAUGUACAGGGCGUUCGGUUUACUCGGCGACCUGAUGCGCGUAUUCCCUAUAGAAGAUAAGGAUAACUCAGUCGGUGAAAUUGUUGAACAAUUAUGUGACCUAAUUAGUUCCGGUGAAGGAACGGAUGAACAACAGGAGGGUGUGAUCUCGGCGUUACUUAGCUUGUCAAGGCAUAAAUUCGACACGGUGCUAUCAAACGUGACGAACUGGACCCCCACCGUGCCCCUUCAUGACCGAACCGUGGAACAGAUCCGUGGAAUGUUUAAUCAACGCGACCCAACUUUCUGGAGGGGUUACCUAAAGAAGUAUGAGAUCUCGAAAACGGGUAAACGAAGUAAAACAUAACAUAAAGCAGCUCCUCCAUCGCCAACGACAACACGCACCUUGUGAUAUUUAUUUAGCGGAUAAUUCUUAAGUAUUAUUUAAAGAUUGAGACGUUUAAGUUGCGGAUUUCGUUAAUAAAUAUUUUUGCAUAUUUCUAUUAUUUCAAUUGGCGAUAUAUAUGUUUCUCGCAUUAGAAAGUUACGACGUUAACGUAUUGUGUACAUAUUAUUGCGCGUUGGGCGAAGAAAACCUUAUGUUAUGCUUCGAACGAGUCAAUCCUAGAACGUUAAUAUAUCUAUAUAUACGAUCAACUAAUAACUUUGGUAAACCAAAGAAGAUACUUAUUACGCAAUAGAAGCGAGCCUCAUAUUAUGAGUAAGUUUCCCUGCGUUUAAAAGCUUCCUACAAACGUUUUUAAUUUUUUAUUACCGUAAGAAGAGAGUCGCAAUG
Messenger RNA from Nomia melanderi (Alkali bee), 6935 nucleotides. The record is from RefSeq and is a predicted model, not a curated record. NCBI's taxonomy places the organism in Eukaryota, Metazoa, Arthropoda, Insecta, Hymenoptera, Halictidae.